CGCGGCCCGGUUCCGUCACUGAUGUAUGGCGGUCAAUUUCAACCCAUAUCAUCUGAAGACUUCUGGGAUUAUAUUUAUGCCCGGAUGCCUUUUCUUCCAUAAGUGGGCUCCAAUUGUUUUCAUUUUAACACUGCAACGUUCGUACACAUACCUUAUCAAGCCAAGAUGGCACACAGACCCCCCUCCAAGUCUGACCCUAUCCUCAUCAUAGGCGCAGGCGUCUUUGGCCUAUCAACCGCACUCGAACUAAGCUCUCGUGGCUACAAGAACAUUACGGUUCUCGAUCGUUAUCCGCCUCCAGUCCCCGAUAGUAGUAGCGUUGAUAUUUCUCGAAUCAUCCGAACCGAAUAUGCCGACCCGGUGUAUUCCCAGAUGGCCCAAGAAGCUCUCAAGGGAUGGAAAUCUGAGUACAAAGAUAACUACUACCACACAGGGUUUGUGAUGCUCUCUGAGACAGCGUCAAAUCCAUACGUUGAAAAGACACUGGAAAUCAUUCAUGCCCAAGGCCGAGCAUUGGAUGAGUUCGAGGAUGGAAAUAUCUUGAAGGGUAUGUAUCCGGAUCUCGGAGCGGACCUCAGCAGUCUUCGGGCAUAUCAUAAUCCUGAAGGGGGCUGGGCAGAUGCCGAGGGUAGUAUUCGCCAUCUAAGUCAUAAAUGUAGCCAUGCGGGCGUAUCCUUCGUGACGGGUCCACAGGGAACAGUUCUCUCACUACGGAAACAGGGAUCUCGUGUUGUUGGCGUGGAGGUGGCAAGUGGGGACUUUCUCCCUGCAAACCAAGUCAUCCUUAGUACCGGUGCAUGGUCGAAUUUGCUUCUGGAUGUAUCCCAUACGGCAUCCGCAUCCGGCCAACCUGUAGGCUUUAUCCAACUUAGCCCAGAGGAGGCCCACAGCAUCGCUAGAACGCCCGUGAUGAUCAACCUAACAAAUGGUAUAUUUUGCUUCCCCCCAACACCAGGAACAAACAUCCUCAAAGUUGCCCGGCACAGCUAUGGAUUUGCAACGUCCAUACUAUCCGGUGCAACAAAUCGAACCGUGUCCUCGCCUAAGCUAGAUUCUAACAACGCCGACAAAUCGUUCCUUCCUCAGGAGGCGGAUAAAGCUUUGCGAGAUGGUCUCCGGCAACUCAUGCCGCAAUUCGCCGAUCGUCCCUGGUCGAACCGUCGUUUGUGUUGGUAUACAGACACCCCGGAGGGAGAUUUUGUGGUCGAUCAUCAUCCUAAUAUGGAUGGGCUUUUUGUUGCUAUCGGGGGAGCUGGACAGUAAGUAUAAUUGCAUACAUGGUUUCCUAUGCCAUGUUGCUAACUUGAACAUCACAGUGGAUUUAAGUUUCUACCCGUUCUUGGCCGGUAUAUAGCCGACCGCUAUGAAAAUUGCGCUCCAGAGAUUCU
Molecule: messenger RNA, 1388 nt
Organism: Aspergillus alliaceus
Lineage: Eukaryota; Fungi; Ascomycota; Eurotiomycetes; Eurotiales; Aspergillaceae
Product: NAD(P)/FAD-dependent oxidoreductase
Exons: 1
Coding region: 166-1263 (365 amino acids)
Molecular function (GO): proline dehydrogenase activity; flavin adenine dinucleotide binding; L-pipecolate oxidase activity
Source: RefSeq, a predicted model, not a curated record